UGAAGGACAAAAAGCCAGGAAGAACAAACAGGAAGCUUUUCCAACACUGGAGACUGUGUUCACAAAACUUCAACUCCUUUCAUAUUUUGAUCAGCAUCAAGUGACAUCUCAGAUAUCUAACAAUGUUCUAGAACAAAUCACAAGCUUUGCAUCAGGAACAUCCUAUCAUCUCCCUUUGGCUCACCACAUUCAGCUUAUCUUUGAUCUCAUGGAGCCGGCACUGAACAUCAAUGGACUAAUUGACUUUGCAAUACAGCUACUAAAUGAAUUGAGUGUUGUGGAAGCCGAACUCCUCCUGAAAUCCUCUAGCCUGGCAGGAAGUUACACUACGGGACUGUGUGUCUGCAUCGUGGCUGUUCUAAGGCGGUACCACAGUUGUCUGAUCCUGAAUCCCGAUCAGACAGCUCAGGUGUUUGAAGGGUUGUGUGGUGUGGUAAAGCAUGUUGUAAACCCCUCAGAAUGUUCUUCCCCUGAAAGAUGCAUCUUAGCCUACCUCUAUGAUCUCUACGUGUCAUGUAGCCACCUCAGAAGUAAAUUUGGAGACCUCUUCAGUGCCUGUUCAAAAGUAAAGCAAACCAUAUAUAAUAAUGUGAUGCCUGCAAAUUCUAAUUUGAGAUGGGAUCCAGACUUCAUGAUGGAUUUUAUUGAGAAUCCGUCAGCCCGUAGCAUCAACUACUCAAUGCUGGGCAAGAUCCUUAGUGACAAUGCGGCCAAUCGAUACAGCUUUGUCUGCAACACACUCAUGAAUGUAUGUAUGGGCCAUCAAGACCCCGGAAGGAUUAAUGACAUAGCCAAUUUCUCCUCCGAACUAACAGCCUGCUGCACUGUUCUUAGUUCAGAAUGGCUGGGGGUUCUGAAGGCUCUUUGUUGUUCUUCCAAUCAUGUGUGGGGAUUCAAUGAUGUACUUUGCACUGUAGAUGUGAGUGACCUUUCAUUCCAUGAUUCAUUAGCUACUUUCAUUGCUAUUCUGAUAGCACGACAGUGUUUUUCCCUGGAGGACGUCGUGCAGCAUGUCGCACUUCCCUCUCUCCUAGCAGCCGCUUGUGGAGAUGCGGAUGCUGAGCCGGGGGCGAGAAUGACAUGUCGACUCCUGCUUCAUCUCUUCCGAGCUCCCCAGGCCUGCUUAUUACCUCAAGCAACGGGCAAGCCUUUUCCCGGAAUUAGAUCAUCUUGUGAUCGACACCUCUUAGCUGCUGCUCACAACAGCAUUGAAGUGGGAGCCGUGUUUGCUGUCUUAAAAGCAAUUAUGAUGCUUGGAGAUGCAAAAAUUGGCAAUAAUAAUGUCAGCUCUUUAAAGAAUGAUGACUUCACCGUAAGGGGUUUACGACGUGAUGGGAAUGCUGAUGAUAUCUGGACUGCCUCACAAAAUUCAAAAUCUUGCGGGAAAAGCAUUUCCAUAGAAACUGCCAAUUUAAGAGAAUAUGCUAGAUAUGUACUGAGGACUAUCUGUCAACAGGAAUGGGUCGGAGAACAUUGCUUAAAAGAGCCUGAAAGAUUAUGCACAGACAAAGAACUUAUAUUGGACCCUGUGCUUUCAAAUAUGCAAGCACAGAAAUUAUUGCAGCUUAUCUGUUAUCCUCACGGCAUUAAAGAAUGUACUGAGGGGGACAACCUGCAAAGGCAACACAUUAAGCGCAUUCUUCAGAACCUUGAGCAGUGGACACUAAGGCAGUCUUGGCUAGAACUUCAGCUAAUGAUCAAACAGUGCCUGAAAGACCCUGGUUCUGGGUCUGUGGCUGAAAUGAACAACUUACUGGAUAACAUUGCAAAGGCGACAAUAGAGGUAUUCCAGCAGUCUGCUGACUUGAACAAUAAUUCUUCCAACUCUGGAAUGGGUCUCUUCAACCCAAUUGGCAUUGGAGGUACUGAUACAAGUAGUACCAGACAGAAUGGAAUAAAGACAUUUCUAAGCUCCUCUGAACGUAGGGGUGUGUGGCUGGUGGCCCCCCUAAUUGCCAGGCUGCCAACUUCUGUGCAAGGAAGAGUGUUGAAAGCUGCUGGGGAAGAGUUGGAAAAGGGACAGCACUUGGGUUCUUCUUCAAAAAAGGAAAGAGACAGACAAAAACAGAAAAGUAUGUCUCUCUUGAGUCAACAACCUUUUCUGUCACUGGUACUUACCUGUCUUAAGGGGCAAGAUGAACAACGGGAAGGCCUCCUAACAUCUCUUCAGAAUCAAGUUAAUCAGAUUUUAAGCAACUGGAGAGAAGAACGAUAUCAGGAUGAUAUAAAAGCACGGCAGAUGAUGCAUGAGGCAUUGCAACUGCGCCUGAAUUUGGUAGGAGGAAUGUUUGACACAGUGCAGAGGAGUACUCAGUGGACAACGGACUGGGCACUCCUGCUCCUUCAGAUAAUUACUUCAGGAACUGUUGACAUGCACACUAACAAUGAAUUAUUCACAACAGUUCUUGACAUGCUGGGUGUUUUAAUCAAUGGAACAUUAGCCUCUGAUCUAUCAAAUGCAUCCCCAGGGGGAUCUGAAGAGAACAAACGGGCAUAUAUGAAUUUGGUGAAGAAACUGAAAAAAGAGCUAGGAGACAAGCGGUCAGAAAGUAUUGACAAAGUUCGACAGUUGCUACCUUUGCCGAAACAGACAUGUGAUGUCAUCACUUGUGAACCUAUGGGUUCCUUGAUUGACACAAAAGGAAACAAAAUUGCUGGAUUUGACUCUAUAGAUAAAAAACAGGGUCUCCAGGUCUCUACGAAGCAGAAGGUGUCCCCGUGGGAUUUGUUCGAGGGUCAGAAGAACCCAGCUCCUCUCUCCUGGGCCUGGUUUGGAACUGUCCGAGUGGACAGAAAGGUGAUCAAGUAUGAAGAGCAGCAUCAUCUCCUUCUGUAUCACACACACCCCAUGCCCAAGCCCCGAAGUUACUACCUCGAGCCACUGCCCCUGCCUCCCGAGGAGGAAGAGGAAGAGCCCACUUCUCCCAUAUCUCAGGAACCAGAAAGGAAAUCAGCAGAGCUCUCAGAUCAGGGAAAAACUACAAUGGAUGAAGAGAAGAAAACAAAGGGAAGGAAGCGUAAGACGAAAUCAAGCUCAAGAGUUGACGAGUAUCCACAGAGCAGCAUAUACCGAGUGCCUCCUAAUUACUCACCCAUUUCCUCCCAAAUGAUGCAUCAUUCACAGUCUACCUUGUGGGGUUACAACCUCAUUGGCCAACCCCAGCAGCCUGGCUUUUUCCUUCAGAACCAAUCCCUUACUCCAGGUGGCUCCAGAUUGGACCCUGCAGGUUCCUUUGUCCCAACAAAUACCAAACAAGCUCUCUCGAACAUGCUGCAGCGGCGCUCGGGUGCCAUGAUGCAGCCGCCCGCCCUCCACACAAUCACGUCGCAGCAGCAGUUGAUACAGAUGAAGCUUCUGCAGCAGCAGCAGCAACAGCGGCUUCUCAGGCAAGCCCAGGCUCGACCUUUCCAACAGGGUCAGCCGGGGGACCAGGCUGCUCUCUUUGCUGCACAGGCACGGCCCUCCCCUCAGCUCCCUCAAUAUCCAGGGCUGCAGCAAGUACAGACCAUGCCCCAGGGUUAUACGAUGUAUGGAACACAGAUGCCUUUGCAGCAGACCCCGCAGCAGCAGGCUGGCAGCAUGGUCCUGUCUCCCAGCUAUAACUCCAGAACUUAUCCAGCUGCACAUUCCAACCCUGUGCUAAUGGAAAGACUCAGGCAGAUGCAGCAGCCACCAAGUGGCUAUGUUCAGCAGCAGGCCUCACCAUACCUGCAGCCCCUGACUGGCUCUCAGAGGAUAAAUCAACAGUCUCUACAGCAGAGCCCUCUGGUGGGUGGAGGAAUCGACGCUGUGCUGACGCCUGCACAUCCGAACCUCCCCUCGGUGCCCCUGCCUCAGGACCCGAUGAGGCCCCGGCAGCCGCAGGUUCGGCAGCAGCAGAGACUCCUCCAGAUGCAGCAGCCCCAGCAGCCCACCCAGCCCCAGCAGCCCGCCCAGCCCCAGCAGUCCUCACAGCCCCCGAGUCAGGCCCUGGGUCUCCAAGCAAUGCAGCCCCAGCAGGCUUUGUUUCCCAGGCAAGGCUUGCAGCAGACCCAGCAGCAGCAACAGACGGCCGCCUUGGUGCGGCAGCUCCAGAAACAGCUUUCUAGUAACCAGCCACAGCAAGGAGUAACUCCCUAUGGGCAUCCUUCACACUUCUGAAUCUGGAAGAGGGGAGACACGAAGUUUCAUGUUUGCACUGAAAAAUAGAAAAUCAAAUUCAAUGCAUUAGUCAUUCUUAGAAAUAUCCCUUUGUUCUUUCAUUUUGUUAGAGUUUUCCUAUUAUUUUAUGUUACAUUUCAUCUGAAGGUGUUUAAACAAAAAAGCAAAGGGGAAGUUGUGGUUUGGUUUUGUUGCAUUCACCUUUAAAGUACGUUUAAUAAUGUGGAUCAACAUAUGGGCCUUCUCCAGGAAGAAUCUGGUAACAGACUUUUGAAAUUGGUGCUUUCUUGAAUCUCAUAUUUACAGAAAGAAUGAUUUAGGGUGGAUUUAAGAUUUUUGUGUAUUCAUUAAUGAUGCUGACAUCAACCCCCCUGCCCCCC
Molecule: messenger RNA, 4521 nt
Organism: Choloepus didactylus (southern two-toed sloth)
Lineage: Eukaryota; Metazoa; Chordata; Mammalia; Pilosa; Megalonychidae
Product: mediator of RNA polymerase II transcription subunit 12-like protein
Exons: 28
Coding region: 209-4141 (1310 amino acids)
Biological process (GO): regulation of transcription by RNA polymerase II
Cellular component (GO): mediator complex
Molecular function (GO): beta-catenin binding; transcription coactivator activity
Source: RefSeq, a predicted model, not a curated record